Molecule: messenger RNA, 2174 nt
Organism: Hordeum vulgare subsp. vulgare (domesticated barley)
Lineage: Eukaryota; Viridiplantae; Streptophyta; Magnoliopsida; Poales; Poaceae
Product: transcription factor PCF6-like
Exons: 2
Coding region: 511-1713 (400 amino acids)
Biological process (GO): regulation of secondary shoot formation
Cellular component (GO): nucleus
Molecular function (GO): sequence-specific DNA binding; DNA-binding transcription factor activity
Source: RefSeq, a predicted model, not a curated record
AUCGGCCGUAAAACGACCCCGCCGCCGCCGCCGCAAAGGCGAAGACGAACAGCGUUCCUAUUCCUACGCGCCAGCAUCGACAAGUGUGUGGAGCAGAGCCAGUCAGUAGCGAGCAGUGCUGCUGCGCUGCUGCUGCUGCCGCCGCCGCAGCUAGACAGAUCUGACAGCGCUACGCCACGCCCGGGGCCCCUCCUCUAAAGCCUGCCGCCGCCGCUGUUUCCCCCGCUGCCGCCGCGUGAGGAGAGAGAGGCCAGCGCGUGCGAGGCGAGCACGAACGAUUAGGCAGCGGGUGCAGCUGCGGUAGCUCGCAGUCGCAGGGGCAGUAUCGUAAAAGGCGCGGCGGCUGGGCGGGGCAAAUCUGCUUGCCGGAAAAGGCCGAGCCGCGAGCCGUUGGCGUUGCCACUCUAGCCAGCUCCAGCCCUGACACGCGCACAGCGCAGCCGAAACGGCUGCUCCCCGUCCCCGAGCGCAAUAAAAGGGGGCCUCGCCGCAGCGUAUGUACGGGGCGGGAUGGAGUCGGCCGACGCAGCGGGAGGGGCGGCUGGGCCGGGCCGCGGCCCCUCGGCCAAGCGCAUGCGCGGCUUGAUGGGGAGCGGCGGCGAUGGCGGCGGCGACGGCAUGGAGUUGGUGCCGUGGGGGUCGCCGCCGCCGGCUGGACAGCAGCAGCAGCAGCCGCACCUGCUCCAUGGGUCGGCGUCGCGGAUCUGCCGCGUGAAGGCGUCGGGGGGCAAGGACCGGCACAGCAAGGUGUACACGUCCAAGGGCAUCCGCGACCGCCGGGUGCGGCUCUCGGUGCCCACGGCCAUCCAGUUCUACGAUCUGCAGGACCGCCUCGGCUUCGACCAGCCCAGCAAGGCCAUCGAGUGGCUCAUCAACGCCGCCUCCCCCGCCAUCGACGAGCUCCCCUCCCUCGACCCGGCCGCCUUCGCCGCCAUGCCGGCCGACCACCAGGCCGCGCCCCGCGCCGGCAAGCAGCAGCAGGGCAGCAGGUCGCUGUGCAGCAGCACGUCGGAGACCAGCAAGGGGUCCGAGCUCUCGCUCUCGCGCUCCGACUGCCGCGUCGGCGGCGGCUCCUCCCGGGACAAGGAGGUCACCGUCGCCAGCAACCCCUCCACGCAGGCCGGGUCCUUCACCGAGCUGCUCACCGGGGCGGGGUCAGCCGGCGCGGCUCAGCACAGGCAGUCCUGGCAGCAACAGCGGCAGCUGGCCGUUUCCGCGGUCGCGGUCACCGCGGACUGCAUCGGCAUCGCACACCCCGGCAAAGGCGGCGGCGCGCAGGUGGUGCCGACGUACCCCGGUUUCAGAUUCGGUAAUGCGCCCCCGCUCGGCAUGGUGCCAGCGCAGCCGUUUAACUUCGGCACCUCCGCCCAGAUGACGCACUUCUCCUCGCUCGUCCAGGACGGGCUGUCGGCGGCUCCGGCUCCGGCUCAAGCCGGAGACUACAGCCUCGACUUCUCGAUCAACUCCGGUUACAUGGGUGCCAACAGGGGGCCCCUUCAGUCCAAUUCGCCGCACUUCUCCAGCCACCACCACCACCAGCAACAGCAGCAGCUCCAGGACCUGGACGACGGUCCGAGCCCUCCCUUCCUGUACGAGCAGGCCGCCGCCACCGCCCCGCACCUCGCGUCGGAGAACCAUCUCGGGGGGACCGCGGCGAUGCAGCUGUGGAACGGGUUCCGGCACGCCACCAUGAAGGAGAAGAGCAAGAACUGAUCACCCCGAUCCACCAGCGGAACCCAAGGUAUCAAGAUUUUUUUCGGCUUCGGCAAUAAUUCAUUUCGUGGAGCUGCUGCCUCAGGAGUGUAUGGGCCGGAUCAUCAUCAAUCAUUCGUCCAAGUCUGCUUCGUCCGGCAUGAACCCUGCUGCCAUUUAUUCAGGCAACCAUGUGCUGCUUUUUUUUCUUCUCCUCUGUGAUGAGGCCGGUGUACAAGUUUUGUGGGAGUUUUAUUAGACAAAGACUGGCAAGCGCUAGCCCUGCUAUGUGGGCUAGAAUCUGUUGUUGUUUUAGAAACUGUGCCUUUUUUGUUUUGUUUGAGAUCAUUUAGAAACUGUGCCAAGCGCCGCCCGCCUUCUAGGCCAGACUAUUCUCAGGUUUGGAGAAACAAGUCCCCCAAAGACUGGGAAAUAGAUUGGGGUAUAAAAAUAGUAUUAAAAAAAUCUGAAAAUUUUAAAAA